CAGGCGGGCGGGGGGCGCCCGAAGAUGGCGGCGGCUCCGGUACCCGCGGCCCCUCCGGCCCCUUCGGCCCCCGCCGCUGCUCCCGCGGCAUCCCCGGGGCCGCACGGCCGCUUCUCCCUGCUCGCCAUCGUGGGCGGCGGCUGCCACCGGCCCGGCCUCAGAGCCGCCGCGCUGCAGCAGCUGGAGCGAGGGAUCCGCUCGUGGGACAUCGACCUCACCCUCUGCAACCUGGACGAGCAGCUGAAGCUCUUCGUGUCCCGACACUCGGCCACGUUCUCCAGCAUCGUGAGAGGUCAGAGGACCCUCCACCACCGCGGGGAUGUGCUGGAGACCCUGGUGCUGCUCAACCCCUCCGACAAGUCACUGUGCGACGAGCUGCGGAACCUCAUCACGGACACAUCGCAGCACAAGCUGCUCGUGUUCGCGGGGCCCUGCGUGGAGGACACGGGCGAGCUGAUGCUGCAGACCGGCUGCUUCUCCCUCCGGGAUUUCAUCCAGAUCUUCACGGAUAAGGAGGUGGGGGACAUCCUGAGCUCCGCAGACCCCUCGGCCAAGGCCAGGCUGACCAUCAGCUGCCCCGAUUUUGGGGAGUGGAGGGACUCGGGCCUGGAGCAUCACAACCUCCAGGACUUCAUCGAGCUGCGCUACAACCCAGGCUGCGUCCUGCCGGAGAUGGAGGGGCUGGAGGAGUUCAUGGAGUACCUGUCGGAGUCUCUGGAGCCCCAGUCCCCCUUCGACCUCCUGGAGCCCCCCACCAUGGUGGGCUUCCUCAAGCUCUCCAAGCCCUGCUGCUAUAUCUUCCCGGGCGGGAGAGGGGACUCUGCUUUCUUUGCCGUCAACGGUUUCAACGUCUUGGUCAACGGGGGCUCCAACCCCAAAUCCUCCUUCUGGAAGCUGGUCCGGCACCUGGACCGCAUCGACUCCAUCCUGGUGACGCACGCGGGCACGGACAGCCUGCCUGGCAUCAACAGCCUGCUCCAGAGGAAGCUGGCCGAGCUGGAGGAGGACCCAUCCCAGUCCCAGAGCUCGCAGGGCAACGGGGACUGGGCCAAGAACCUCAUCUCCCCAGAGCUGGGCGUCGUCUUCCUCAACGCCUCCGAGAAGCUGAAGGACAUCGAGGGCAACUCCCGGGUGCUGAAGAGCUGCGACGAGGCCGCCCUCACCCUGCACUACCUGGAGAAGUUGGGCAUCCGCCCCAACCUGCUGGCCCGGGACAGCGGCCCCCGCGCCGAGCCCACCGUGCUCUUCCAGAAGAUGGGGGUGGGCCGGCUGGACAUGUACGUGCUGAACCCCGUGAAGGGCACCAAGGAGCUGGAGUUCCUCCUGCAGCAGUGGGCGGGCAACGGGUACCCCAAGGAGCAGGACCUGCCCCUGCAGUGCCUGACCUCGGUGUGCGUCCUGCUCGUCUGGCACCCCGUGAGCCGCUCCGAGAAGAUCAUCCGGGUGCUCUUCCCCGGCUGCACCCCCCAGGCCCGCAUCCUGGAGGGGCUGGAGAAGGUGAAGCACCUGGAGUUCCUCAAGCACCCCGUGGUCACCAAGAACGAUCUGAAGGGGGUGUCAGCGUCCCCGCCGGAGAAGCCGCUGAAGCAGAGGAGGGCGGAGAGCAAGGAGAGCCUGAAGUCGGGUUCCAAGCUCAGCCUGGUGGAGGCUGGGGCACCGGUGCCCAAGGAGAAGACUCCAAAGGUGGAGAAGAAGGAUGUGAAGGCUGGGGCGAAGGAGAAGCCAAAAUCCCUGGGGGAGACGGCCAGAACAGGGUCAGAAGAGGAGAAAGCCAAGGAUGCUCGAGCCAAGCCAGACUCUGCGGUGGAGAAGGCGAAGGCAGACGUGAAGGUGAAGCUGAACAAGGAGAAAGCGGCUCCCAAGAAGGAACCUGUUCCCAAGAAAGAGGAGAAGAAGCCACCAAAGAAGGACGAGGGGGCCGAGGGGAAAGGGGAGGCCAAGAAGGAGGUGAAGGUGGUGAAGAAGGAGGCGAAGGCUGAGACACUGCGGAAGGACACGAAGGAGAGCAAGGCAGAGGCCAAGGCUCCAGCCAAGAUUCCAGCACGGAAAACGCCGGUCCCCGAGACCCGCAAGCCCCUGGCCAAGGCUGGCAGCAUCAAGAAGCCGCCACUCAAGAAGGAGCUGGAGAAACCCAAGGGUAAAACCCCACGGGAGGUGGGUGCCAGGAAGGAUCCUGGGACGUCGGAUGGCUCCAAGUCCUCCUCCCCUGAGGACAUGCUGCCGGAGGCCGAGCGGGAGCCGGGACCCGGCAGGAGGAGGAGGAAGGAGGAAUCCACGGACGAGGGCAUCGCCACGGCCGAGAGCGAGCUGGAGCCUUUGUCCCUGGAGAAUGGGGGGCCCAGGCGGCCGGGGGACUCCUCCUGCCUGGAGAACGGCCUGGAGGACCCCGACAGCCCCCAGCGCCUCCGCUACCUGGAGAGCAGCCCCCUGAGGGCCGUGUGCCCCCCCUCGCCCAUGGCCAAGACCCCCAAGAGCGACCGCAGCGUCAACUUCGACCUGACGCCCACCGGGCUGCUCAACCACGGCCCCGAGGGCACCGAGGACCCCUGCGGGAGCUCCGAGGAGAAGACCCUGGAGAUGAUGUCCCCGGCCAGCUCGGGGCCGGCCAGUGCCGGGCACACGCCCUUCCACCAGUCCCCGGUGGACGAGGGCGCGGAGGAGCCGGGCACCGGCACCGCCCGGCAGCCCAACGCGUGGCCGGCGGGCGGGGGCAAGGCCGGGCAGGAUGGCCCUGGGCAGGAGAAGCAGGCGGGGUGUCUGUCCCUCAGCCCCUUCAAGGAUGAAGUCCCUGACGUGUCCCCCACCAUCACCACGCCCUCGCUGCCGGCCGAGGUGGGCUCCCCGCACUCCACCGAGGUGGACGAAUCGCUGUCGGUCUCCUUCGAGCAGGUGCUGCCGCCGGUCAGCGAGUCCCCGCCGGAGGAGGGCCGGCGCUCCCGGGGCACCGGGGACACGCCGGAACCGGAGCCUGCCAAAGGGGGGCUGUCGCUGCCGCUGCGGCCCUGCCACCACCCGCCCUGGGCCGACGGGGACGCGGCACCGCGGCCCGGCCGCCGCUCCGAGUCCCCCCACGACGUGGACCUGUGCCUGGUGUCGCCCUGCGAGUUCGAGCACCCCAAGUCCGAGCGGUCGCCCUCGGCCGCCGCCAGCCCCCGGGAGCUGUCGGACAGUGACCCAUCACAGGAGCUGGUGCCGCCCCGGGGCCGCCCCGGGGAGACCCCCCCCACCUCCGUCAGCGAGUCGCUGCCCACCCUCUCCGACUCCGACGUCCCCCCGGCCACCGAGGACUGCCCCUCCCUCCUGGCCGACGGGCUGGAGUCGGACGAGGACUCGGAGCGGCCGCCCCGCGCCGUGGCCAGAGCCUGCGACCCUCUGCCGGCCCCCCUGAAGGACCCCUGCCCCAUCCCCGCCCAGCCUGGGAUCUGCAUGGUGGACCCCGAGGCGCUGCCCCCCGGCAGGAAGGAGCCCCCCAGCAAGGUGAAGAGGAUCCCGUCCCGCGUGGGCUCCGCGCCCCCUGCCCUGAAGGCUGAGCCCCCCCGACACCCCUCCUCGGCCCCCAAGGCCAGGGGUCCCACCAGCUCAGCCCGGGACAGCGGGGACAAGGCCAGGCCGCUCCCUGGGGACAAGAAGGGCCCCUCCCUCGGGGACCCCCGCACCCCCGGGACCACCCGUGGCGCUGGAGCCCGGCCGGCGGCGGGAGCGGGACGGGCAUCACCCGCAGGCUCACGGGCUGCAGCCCCCCAGGGCCCCCCCAUCUACGUGGACCUGGCGUACCUGCCCGGCUCCUGGAGCGCCCGCACCGUGGACGAGGAGUUCUUCCGGCGCGUCCGCUCCCUCUGCUACGUGGUCAGCGGGGACGACCACCUGAAGGAGGGGGUGCUGCGCCCCCUCCUCGACGCCCUCCUCAGCGGCAAGCACCAGUGGGGCAUCGACAUCCAGGUGACCCUGAUCCCCACCUUCGACUCGCUGGUGAUGCACGAGUGGUACCAGGAGACCCACGACCGGCAGCAGGAGCUGGGCAUCACGGUGCUGGGCAGCAACAGCACCGUGGCCAUGCAGGAUGAGACCUUCCCUGCGUGCAAGGUGGAGUUCUGAGGGCGGGGGGGGGACACACAGCGUGGGCUUCAACCCCCCCCCACCCCGUCCUCCUCUGGGAGCCCCCCUCCUCCCUCCUCUCCCACUCAGGGCUGUGAAGCCACUGUGGGUUGGAGGGGAGGGAGAGGGGGCUCUGCUGGGGGGAUGUGGGGUUGUGCCUCCACCCUCCCCCCCAAGGACCAGGGGGGGGCUCCCUGAGGUUCCCCGAGCCCUCAGCUCCCCCCCGCCACACCCCCCACCGCGUGGUCCCCGCAUGCCCACGCCAGCCACGCUCUGCACCCGCCGCCAGCCCGGGGAGGGGGUGAGGGACCAGCUGGGGAGGGGUCACCCUGCUUUGGGGGGAUGGGAGGGGGCAGGAUAUAACCCCCCCCCCAUCCAGCAGCGGUGCUGAGCCGUUCCCCAACAGGCAGCUCUAUUUAACAGGGUAAACUUUGGUGUUCUGUUGUUUUAUCCCCUUCCCUGGACAAGCCCCCGCCCCCAUACCCACUGCCCUGCUCCCCCUGGGGUGGGGGGCAGCUCUCCUUCUGGGGGGGGACAACCUCGGGGGUCCCAUCUCUGAGGGGGGCAGGAGCCUGGGGGGCUGCUCCUGCAGCCUUGUCCCUGGCAUUGUGACCUCACCCCCCCAAAAGUGGUUGUUCCCCCACCCCCCCAGAAAGCAGAUGUUCCCCACACACACCUCAUGUGCAGCAGUGGGGGGGCCCAUCCUCCCCCUGAGACCUGACAACUCGCUGCACUGAUGGCUCUUCCCCCCCUGGCAGCAGAUUUUGGGGGGAGCUGGGGGAAGAACCCCCCUCGCUUACCCACCAUUUUUUGGGUGAGGGGGUGGGAGGCAGCCCCCCCAUCCACCCCCACCCCCUGAGUUGCUGAAAGCUGUUCAAAACCAAACGUCACGUGCAAUUUUUAAGGGGUUUGAUGAGAGGAGAGCACGGGGGGAGGGGGCUGGGCUGGGAGUGGAGGGAUGGGGGCAGGACAUGACUCCCCUCCCCACACCCCCCAAUCCCCACCCGAGACAAACACUAACCCGUUUUGUAGGAGGCUCCUCGAUGGCUCUUUUUGUAAUGACUUUUAAGAAAAAAAGGAAAAAAAUAAAGCAAGACGAAAAUAGUGAAAACUGAACAAACCAAACCUUUUUUUUUUU
This is a messenger RNA of Myiozetetes cayanensis, 5233 nucleotides long. It is a transcript of the gene MAP1S, whose product is annotated as microtubule associated protein 1S. Gene Ontology annotation, molecular function: microtubule binding; actin binding. The transcript is spliced from 7 exons. NCBI's taxonomy places the organism in Eukaryota, Metazoa, Chordata, Aves, Passeriformes, Tyrannidae. Bases 25 to 4095 code for a protein of 1356 amino acids. Gene Ontology annotation, biological process: regulation of microtubule depolymerization; microtubule cytoskeleton organization; axonogenesis. The record is from RefSeq and is a predicted model, not a curated record. Gene Ontology annotation, cellular component: neuronal cell body; dendrite; microtubule.